Molecule: messenger RNA, 2747 nt
Organism: Prorocentrum cordatum
Lineage: Eukaryota; Dinophyceae; Prorocentrales; Prorocentraceae
Source: the annotation of a GenBank genome assembly
GCGGCUGAUGAUCGUUGAUCUUCGCGUGCGCCGGCGCGCGAGCGAGGCACGCCUCUCGGCAGCGUCUCGGACCUGCGUGCCCGUCUCGAAUUUCGGUGCGCCACCCAAAAGGGCGGCCUGCCCCGCGACCGACGGGCCGAGGCCCGCGGCGCGCGCCCAGGGGAGGAGGGAGGAGGAGGAGGAGGAGGAGGAGGAGGAAGGAGGAGGGGGAGGGAGGGAGGGGAGAGGCCUCCCAAGAAGGUCCCGAAAGCAACACGUGGGGCGCUCCCGGAAGGCGCCUCGCCUUCGAGGAGCGAAGGAGCUGCCGUGUCUGCUUCGGCGGGAGGCGGCGGAAAGGCGGCGGAAGGCGACGGAAACAGAACGGGGCCGCCUCCGCAAACGGAGGCCGGCGGAAGGCCGGCAGAAAUAAACAUCGGGCGAAGAUGUGGCAAGGUUUUUUGGUGCAGGGCUUCCGGGGCCCGCCACAUGUAUCGAAGGGCGCCGAUGGUCCAUGCCUUCGGCGAGGCUCCCGGGCGAAUGCGUGUGAUGUCCGCCCCUCUGGGCUAGUCGUCCCUGUCGUCGCCGCCGACCAAGCAGUCAGUCCCUCGGCUGCGCCGUCGGGCGGGCAAGGAAACACGUACGUCAGGCGCGCAGUGCGGGGGCCGCCCCACCGCGCGCCGCGGCGGCGCGGCGGCGGGCGGAAGCGGCGCGGGUUCGGAGCAUGGCGAGCUGAGGCGACAGCAUCUCAAAAUCGGUCCCUGGACUUCCGUUGUUCCCAUCGCCCACUCCUGCUGUCCCAGCCCGCCCUCCUCUGGCGGACGUGCCCCUCAGAGCUCGUCGCGGUCGUAUUCCGCGUCGGCGUCGCCGCCGCCGCUGGGGCGCUGCAGUGGCUGGCCUGCGUCGUGCCCCCUCGGUGGAGGUGCGCGGGGCUGGUGCACUGCGGAGAGCCCGGGCUGCCGAGGCCGGGGGCCGCAACAACCCUUCUUGGCGCCGGACUCCCGCUGCAACUCCGCCUCGAGGUCCGUCCGCAGCCCUCUGGCGUCCUCGAUCGCUGCCGCUGCUGCUGCCGCAGCUGCCGCAGCCGCCGCAGCUCCCCGUCGUCGGGGGGCUGCCGCAGCCUCCCGCGCACUCCUGCAGCUCCCCGCGCAGCUCCUCCUCGCGCUCCCAGCGCCCGCCCGCGCCGGCGGCGUCCGCGACGCGGCGCCGCUCGGCGGCGAGGGCGUCCUCGACCUCGCCGCGCUCGAGCGCGCACUCCUCCAAGGCCCGCGCGAGCCUCUGCCUCGCCCGCUCGUGCUGGCGGCACUCCUCGUCCACCUGCGCGAGGCGCGCGCGGAGCUCCCCCGCCGCGCGGAGCUCCGCCGCCGCGCGGAGCCCCUCGCGCUCCGCGGCCAGUGCGGCGGCGGAGGCCUGGGCCUCGCUCCGCUCCCUCGCCUCCCGCAGCUCCUCGCCCAGCGCCGCCUCCUCCCGCUCGAGCCUCUCGUUCUCCUGCUCCAGGGCGGCCACCUCCCGCCUCGCGUCGUCCUGCCACGCGUCCUCCCGGGACCGCUCCGCCUGCAGCUGGCCCAUCAGCAGGCUGUAUGCCUGGCUGGUCCGGAGCUGCUCGGCGCUGAGCUCCCGCCGGCGCUCCUCCUCCGCCGCCCUCCGCCGGUCCUGGGCGGCCUUGAGCUCCAGCUCCCCUACGGUCCUGAGCUGCUCCCGCGCCCUCCGCUCCUUGGCGAUCUGGCCCCGCAGCUCCGCCUGCACGUGCGAGGUCUGCGCCAGCUGCUGCUCGAGCGAGCUGCGCACGCCCAGGGCGCCGGCCAGCUGCUGCUCGGCGUCUUCGACCCUCUGGGACAGCUCCCUCUCCUCGCCCGCCCACUCCUGCGCCAGCGCCUGGCACUCGGCCUCCUCGCUCAGCAGCUCGCCCCCGAGCGCCUGCCGCGCCGCCGCCGCCCGGGACAGCUCGGCCCCGACCGUGUCGCGCGCGUCGGCCAGCCGGUGGGAGAGCACGCUGAUGCUGUAGCCCUGCCGGCCGCACUGGUCCCGCAGCUCUUCCAUCUCGAGCGCCAGGCGGCCCUCCUCGGCCUCGGCCGCCGCCCGCUCGCUGCCGUAGCCCCUCCACAGCUGCUCCUCCGCCUGCCUCCGCGCCAGGCCGGCGGUGGUCCACGCCCGCCCGGGGGAGAUGUUCGGCGCUGGGCGCUGGGGCGCCGCCCUCGACAGGGCCGCCGAGGCCGCAAGACCUGCUCCCAGCGAGCUGCUCGGCCGCCGCCGCCCCGGCCCAGCGCUCUCCCGCUGGGGCGCGACCCUCGUCAGGGUCGCCGCAGCCGCCCCGCCAGGCUCUCGCGAGGGCGCCACCCUCGUCAGGGUCGCCGCAGCCCCGCCAGGCUCUCGCGAGCGGCUCGGCCGCCGCCGCCCCGAGCCAGCGCUCUCUCGCUGGGGCGCAGCCCUCGUCAGGGUCGCCGUAACCGCCCCGCCAGGCUCUCGCGAGCGGCUCGGCCGCGGCCGCUCCGGCCCAGCGCUCUCUCGCUGGGGCGCCGCCCUCGUCAGGGUCGCCGUAGCCGCCCCGCCAGGCUCUCGCGAGCGGCUCGGCCGCCGCCGCCCCGAACCAGCGCUCUCUCGCCGGCGCCCCGCGCGGAGGCUGCGCGCCCAGCAUGGGCCCUGGCGGGCGGCCCGGGGGCGGGGGGCGGCAGCGGGCUGCGGCCCAGUCCCCAGCGGCGACGGAGGGAGGAGUGGGCGGGGCAGGGCUGGCGCCGACCCGGGCCAGAGGGGGGCGCCCCAAUUGAGCGAAG